This is a messenger RNA of Cynara cardunculus var. scolymus (artichoke), 2362 nucleotides long. Its product is annotated as low affinity sulfate transporter 3-like. Gene Ontology annotation, biological process: transmembrane transport. The record is from RefSeq and is a predicted model, not a curated record. Gene Ontology annotation, cellular component: membrane. Lineage: Eukaryota; Viridiplantae; Streptophyta; Magnoliopsida; Asterales; Asteraceae. The transcript is spliced from 12 exons. The coding region runs from base 1 to 2013 and encodes 670 amino acids.
AUGACUUCACCGACUCCGGUUGCACAUCAUGUCCUCAGCAUUGAAAGGCACGAUGCUCAGCAACAGAAGAGUCCGGAACUGGAGUUCCAUGUCAGUAACCAGAGGGCCAAUUGGGUUCUUAAUUCACCAGAUCCUCCAGGAUUUUGCCAACAUAUUUUUGGUUUGAUAAAAAAGAACGUCUUCCCUCACAGAAACAGCACACCUUCUUCAUCAUCAUCUCAGAAGAAGCAACCUCCUUCUGCACGCCUCAUCGCGGUUUUGAGUAACAUAUUUCCUGUACUUAGUUGGGGUAGAAACUACAAAGCAUCAAAGUUCAAGAAUGACUUGAUUGCUGGCUUGACUCUUGCUAGCCUCAGCAUUCCUCAGAGUAUUGGGUAUGCUGCUUUAGCUAAUCUAGAUCCUCAAUAUGGCCUAUAUGGUAGUGUUGUCCCUCCUUUGAUAUAUUCUGUAAUGGGGACUUCACAAGAAUUAGCUAUCGGUCCAGUAGCUGUGGUGUCAUUGCUGAUAUCUUCGAUGAUCUCAAAAUUAGUUGAUCCGAUGGCUGAUCCAGUAUCCUACAGAAAACUCGUUUUCACGGUCACCUUCUUUGCGGGCAGCUUCCAAGCACUUUUUGGAUUGCUUAGGUUAGGUUUUCUUAUUGAUUUUCUAUCGCAUGCUGCCAUUGUAGGGUUUAUGGCUGGUGCAGCCAUUGUCAUAGGCCUUCAACAACUCAAGAGUUUACUUGGGAUUAGUCAUUUUACUACUAAAACUGAUAUUGUCUCCGUCUUGGGCGCUGUUGCGAAAUCACUCCACACCUCAUGGUAUCCUUUGAACUUUGUUCUUGGAUGUUCCUUCCUUAUUUUCAUCCUCAUUACCAGAUUUAUCGGCAAAAGGAACAAGAAAUUAUUCUGGUUGCCGGCCAUUUCUCCAGUUAUAUCGGUCAUUUUAUCCACCUUGAUAGUAUACCUAACAAGAGCAGAUGACCACGGGGUUAAAAUCAUUAAACAUUUCAAAGGAGGAUUAAAUCCAAGUUCAGUCAAUCAAUUGGAGUUCAAUGGUCCACACCUCGGCCAAGCAGCCAAAAUCGGAUUUAUUUGUGCCAUUAUUGCUCUAACGGAAGCUGUUGCUGUUGGUCGAUCUUUUGCUUCAAUCAAAGGGUAUAACCUAGAUGGGAACAAAGAAAUGUUAGCUAUGGGCUUCAUGAACAUCGCUGGAUCUAUGUCUUCUUGCUACGUUGCCACUGGCUCAUUUUCGAGGACUGCUGUAAAUUUCAGUGCAGGCUGUCAAUCUACAGUAUCAAAUAUAGUAAUGGCUAUAACUGUGUUCAUAUCAUUACAACUAUUAACAAAGCUAUUAUAUUACACUCCUCUUGCCAUACUUGCCUCGAUCAUCUUGUCUGCACUUCCUGGAUUAAUCGACUACAACGAAGCUUACCAUAUUUGGAAAGUUGACAAAUUGGACUUUCUUGCAUGCGCUGGGGCUUUCUUUGGUGUAUUAUUUGCAUCAGUGGAAAUUGGUCUUUUAGUUGCUGUCUCUAUUUCAUUUGGAAGAUUAAUCCUUAAUUCCAUUAAACCCGGAAUCGAAGAAAUGGGAAGGCUUCCAGGAACAGACAUCUUCUGUGACAGGGCACAAUAUCCUAGAGUUCUUGAUGUUUCAGGUGUUCGCAUAAUUCGCCUUAACUCUGGCUCAUUUUGUUUUGCUAAUGCAAAUUCGAUCAAGGAAAGGAUAACCAGAUGUGUGACCAAAGAGGAUGAAAAGGAAGAGACAAAGAAAACGAUUAAUGGAAUCAUCCUAGACAUGUCUAGUGUCAUGAGCAUCGACUCUUCAGGAAUUAUUGCGUUAGAAGAAAUUCACACGAAAUUGGUUUCAAGAAACAUACAUUUAGCUAUUGCCAAUCCAAGAUGGAAAGUGAUUCACAAGCUAAAAGUAGGUGGGUUCGUCAAAAAAGCUGGAAGUGCUUGUAUAUUUCUCACAGUUAAUGAAGCUGUUGAUGCUUGUCUAAAUCCCAGUUCUAUCGGUCUAGGCAAUUGUUGAAAAUGGUUAACAACAGUUGUCCUGAAGGCUACUACAACCCAAUCCCAUUUCUUUUUAUAGUACAUCAAUGGGUGAGGGAGGUGUAAAUGUCAUUAAGAACAUAUUAUGAUGAAUUAGGUGUGUUGUCUUCUUCUUCUUUUAAUAAGUUGCCAUUAUGUGUCAAGAUUAUAGCCAUGUUAUAUUAUGUAUUGGAACUCCAUUCACUUCUAGUCAAGUUAUUUUGACUAGUUUAAUCUCUACGUAAACGGUUUUAGGACUUUUAGGUUGAUUGAAGGAGAUCGAGAUGAUCUUUGAUUAGGUCUUCUAUCGGAAUGUAUCUAUGUGUAUUGGUUAUAAGGAUGUUAAGGAU